Acanthochromis polyacanthus (spiny chromis) is the source of this 3434-nucleotide messenger RNA. It is a transcript of the gene siah2l, whose product is annotated as seven in absentia homolog 2 (Drosophila)-like. The coding region runs from base 203 to 1168 and encodes 321 amino acids. Gene Ontology annotation, molecular function: ubiquitin protein ligase activity; ubiquitin conjugating enzyme binding; zinc ion binding. Gene Ontology annotation, cellular component: cytoplasm. The record is from RefSeq and is a predicted model, not a curated record. Gene Ontology annotation, biological process: multicellular organism development; proteasome-mediated ubiquitin-dependent protein catabolic process. The transcript is spliced from 3 exons. Lineage: Eukaryota; Metazoa; Chordata; Actinopteri; Pomacentridae.
CUCUCUGAUUGGUUGAACGGCCUGUCAGUCUGGGAUGUGUGGACCAAUAGCAGCGAGCGGCAGGCGAUACAAACAUAUGUCUAUGAUACAAACUAGCAGCCGCCAUGUUGUAUCUCCGGGGCCCCGGAGGGACGUCCGGUAGUAAACAGUAGCCGACGAUACCGGGGCUCAACUCACCGGAACGGGACCGUAGCUGGAAGUCAUGAGCCGCCCGUCCUCAGCCGGAGCCGGAGGAGGAGGAGGACUCGGGGCCGGGAAAGCAGGCGGCGGAAAGCACGGGGGUUCUGGGGGCACCGCUGCCGCCGCCGCAGCAGCAGCCGCCGCCGCCGCCGCCGGGGUGAGCUCCGUGUCCGGGUCCGCCGCUCCUUCCUCCGCCGUGUCCCUACCCCCCGCCGGCCUGCCCGGCCAGCCCCCGGAGCUCACGGCGUUGUUCGAGUGUCCGGUGUGCUUCGACUACGUGCUGCCGCCCAUCCUGCAGUGUCAGGCGGGUCACCUGGUGUGUAACCAGUGCCGGCAGAAGCUGAGCUGCUGUCCGACCUGCCGGGGCCCGCUGAGCCCCAGCAUCCGGAACCUGGCCAUGGAGAAGGUGGCGUCCACCCUGCCGUUCCCCUGUAAGUACUCCUCAGCCGGCUGCCUGCUCUCCCUCCACCACAGUGAGAAACCCGACCAUGAGGAGGUGUGUGAGUUCCGUCCCUACACCUGUCCCUGUCCUGGAGCUUCCUGUAAAUGGCACGGAGCUCUGGAGGCCGUGAUGCCGCACCUGAUGCACGCACACAAGUCCAUCACCACGUUACAGGGUGAAGACAUCGUGUUCCUGGCGACCGACAUCAACCUCCCGGGCGCCGUGGACUGGGUGAUGAUGCAGUCGUGCUUCAGCCAUCAUUUCAUGCUGGUUCUGGAGAAGCAGGAGAAGUACGAGGGCCACCAGCAGUUCUUCGCCGUCGUGCUGCUCAUCGGGACCCGGAAGCAGGCCGAGAACUUCGCCUACCGGCUGGAGCUCAACGGGAACCGGCGCCGUCUGACCUGGGAGGCCACGCCCCGCUCCAUCCACGACGGCGUGGCGGCCGCCAUCAUGAACAGCGACUGCCUGGUGUUCGACACGUCCGUGGCCCACCUGUUCGCCGACAACGGCAACCUGGGCAUCAACGUCACCAUCUCCAUGUGCUGAGGGCAGCAAACGCCUCGCGGGGCAUCGAACGCCUCGCGGGGCAUCGAACGCCUCGCGGGGCAGCUGGUUCAGGAGGCGUUUGAGUGCCGCCCGUUCAUCAGGACUGUUUCCUCCUCAGCUUGGAUCCGUCGACACCAGCAGAGAACGCUUUCCCUCCAGAUGUUUGUGUUCUGCAGAUUAUUCUUGACUUCAAUCAACCAGAAGACGUCAGAUUUAAACAGAAACCCUCAAAUCUGAGCAGAUAUUUAACAUGAAUCUACGUUUAACUUUAUCUUUGAUUGAUGAAAGAUAAUUUUAUCAGUGAAGUUUGAUGUAAAGGAGUUAGAUUGUAAUCUUCCAGAUGUCUGAGUUAAAUAUUUGAAGAUUCAUUAAAAUCAGAUCAGAGAACAUGAAUGUGACGGAAAAUGAACUUUACUGAUCAGGAAUAAUCUGCAGAUCGAUCAGUUCUCUGAGAUCCUCUGGAGCUGCCGGUGGAUUCACGUAAACCUUUGGGAAACGUCUGGACUCUUCAGAGCCGAUGGUGCUGGCUGACCUCAGAUGAAAGAAUCCUGCAGAGCCUUAAUCCACACAGAAGACCUCCCAGAACACAACAACGUUCAGACAACGCAGAAGAAACCUUCAGAGAACACGUCUGGAUGAAACCAAGCUGCAAUAAAAACCCAAAGACGCGCGAUGUGGAGUUCUGACCCGGAGGUUUAAGACCGAAUGAAAACAUCUGAACCCUCUGAGCUCCAGACUUUGUUUUUAGUCAGCAGACGAUCUGAAGGUGAACGUUUCCAUGUUUCUAAAGCUGAAAUGUUAAAGGUUUGGACUAAAACCAGCAGCUUCAGGGAAGAAUUCUAAACAUAUUUCACUGUUUUACAGCGUCUGCUUGUUGGAAUAGUUCAUGUUUUCUGUUUGGAUUUUUUUCACGUCUCUGACACGUUUAAUUUAUGAAUUAUUAAAGAGAAAUUAAAUAAAUGGAUUCCAUUUGGCCCCAGAAUUUGUGAAAUUUCCCCAACAAAACAGACAAGCAGUUUAAAAAAAGUAGAAAACCUGAUUAUUAAUAAAAAAAAACUUUUUACAGUCUGCUCAUACAUUCUGUCAUUUUGGUGAUUUAAAAAAAUCACAGAAAAUCUGGAAAACAUCUGAAAUCAGCAUGUCCGAUGUUUUCCAUAUUUUUAUUUAUUUUUAUUGUAAAUAUCACAAAUUUCAGCUCAGAAUUUAUAAAAUCUCAAAAAACCCAAAAAACAAACGAAUAUUUAAAAAAUGUUAAAAAUCUGAUUCUUAUUAUUUUACAUUUUUGCUUCAUAAAUUGUAAUUUUAAUGACUUAAAUUUUUUUUUAAAAUUAACCAAAAUUGGUGGAAACAUCUGGAAUCAUGUCUAGUAUUUUCCAUAUUUUAUUAUUAUUUUUGUUUGUUUUUGGCUCCGUUUUAAUCAACACACAUUUAUAAAUAAAUAAUAAUAUUUUCACAAUUUUACGCUCAGAUUUUCACAAUUCCCCCAAAACAGACGCGUAGUUAAAAAAAUUGUUGAAAAUUUUGUUAUUUUUUACAUUUCUGGCUCAUAAAUUCUGUCAUUUUUUUAAUUUAAAAAAGGAAUUCAAUAAAAACGGGGGAAAACAUCUGGAAUCUUGUCGGAUAUUUUAGAUUUUGAUGAAAUAUCAGAAAUUUUAAGUGCAGAAUUUAUUUAUUUCUCUAAUAAAACAGGAGGAGCUGAAACCUGCUGAUGAAUGACAUCAUUCUGGUGAUUUGUUCAAAAGAAAUGGUUUGUUUUUGGGCUUCGGAGGGUUCAAAUGUUUAUCAUUGUAUUAAGCACGGUGGUGGCGGUAUCAUGAGCCCCCACUGUGCUUUUAACUGAAGCUGCGGCACGACGACAGCUUUAGUUCUUUAUUUUUCAUAUUUAAGGAUUAAAUGAAGGUUUUGCAGCUGAAAUCCGGUCAGAUGAAGUUUUUAAAUGUGUAAUUUCUGCUGUAAAUAUGUAUAAAUGUGUAUAAAUAUUAAAUAUGCAGAACCAGACUUCACUGUGCAAACGACCAAACUCUCAGCGAUGAUCAGCUCCACGUCAACACUUUGUACCAGAUGUUUUCACAACCUGUAAAUGAUUUAAAGCGACGGUAUAUUUUAUAAAAAAAAACACAGACUGCUGCUUUUAUUCUGCUUUUUGUUUGUUUGUUUGUUGCUCGACUGUUCAGAGUUUAUGGGAACCUCAAAUCGUCUGAAUUCUGUUCUUGUUCUCGGUUCUGUGAUGUUUCUGUAAUAAACGGGUGCAGUUUGUUUAACCUGA